GUGUGAAAUCUAAAUUGUGAGAGAGCAAAGAGAUCGGUUCUCACUCGUUUAAAUUUUAACAUUUUUACAGCGCUUUAUGUCAGAGAUUUAACAAGUUAAAAACACUCAUUAAUCCUGAUCGGAACCGCAGUGUCAGAGAAAUUUCUCAUGGAGAAGACGAGAACAAAAAGUGGUAUAAAAGAAAACCAUCUGUUAAACUGUAAGAAAAUUUAGUGUUCUUUAACUGAAAGAUGGAAAGGUUUACGUUUUAAUAAAUAUAUAUAAUUUGUAUAUCAGGCUCUGCUGGAUGGACUACAUUAAAGUUAAUAGAAAAAGAUAUAAAGUAAAGGGAUCCCUUUUGAGUUGGAUAACAAUAUGUGCAUACAGUACAACAUUAACAUUAUGGGAUACUUAAAGAUCUUAUACAUUUGUUAUAAGAGGCCCCGGCAAAAUAAGGUAAGACUGGUUAUCAGAAAGCUGUUGAGGAUCCGCCCCCUUAUUACACAGCAAUAUCUCACUUCCUGAUUUUUUAUCAAUCAUUUGUGUGUUUGAUGUCCUCGCUCCAUUUGAUAAGAAAAUGUCAAAGUUCGGAGCCAGAGUCACCAGAGUUGAGUCCAAUCCAGCACCAUGUUUGUCUCCAUAGUUCUGCUGUGGUUCUGUUUCUGCUUCAUCCUCUUUCAACUUCAAGCUCGGAGACCCAAGAACUUCCCACCAGGACCCCCCAUCCUGCCGGUACUGGGGAACUUCUUGCANCUGGCCUCAAAGAACCCCCUGAAGGAACUUGAAAAAGUCAGGCAGACCUAUGGAAAUGUCUACAGUCUGUUCCUUGGUACCAGACCAGCUGUGGUCAUCAAUGGGUUGAAGGCAAUGAAGGAGGCCAUGUUGGUUAAAGCUGCAGACUAUGCUGGUCGACCUCAAGACAUGUUUAUUUGUGAUAUAGUUCAGCGUAAAGGAGUGGUUCUGGUAGAUUACGGGCCUGUUUGGAGGGAACAUCGUCGUUUCUCUCUGAUGACUCUGAGAAACUUCGGUCUGGGGAAGAAAUCCAUGGAGGAGAGAAUUCAUGAAGAGAUACAGAUGACCGUUAAAACACUGGAAAAAAGCGUUGGUAAAACUCUGAGUCCUCAGGUGAUGUUCCAUAACGCAGCCUCCAACAUCAUCUGUAAGGUUCUGUUUGGGACCCGUUAUGAGUACAAUGAUGAGACCAUUAAAAAAGUUAUUCAGUGGUUCACAGAGAUGCUGAAAAUAUUUAAUGGACCGUGGGCCAUGCUGUACGACUCAAUUCCAUAUGUUUCGUACCUGCCACUGCCAUUUAAAAAGGCCUUUAAGAAUAUGGAGCUGUAUCUCGACUUUUCAAAUGGUUUGGUGAACGAGCACAAGAGGACCAGRACYCCUGGAGAACCUCGAGACUUUGUGGACUGCUACCUGGAUGAACUGGAUAAACAGAAAGAAGAUUCUUCAUUUUCUGAGGAACAGCUCAGAAGGAUCACUUUUGAUCUUUAUAUGGCUGGAACUGACACCACCUCCAACACCCUCCUGACUGGGUUUCUGUACCUCAUGAACCAUCCGCAGGUCCAAGAUCGAUGUCAGCAGGAGAUUGAUCGAGUUCUGGAUGGGAGGGAUCGGGUUAGUUUUGAGGACAGACACAACAUGCCUUACGUGCAGGCUGUGAUCCAUGAAAUCCAGAGGGUUGCCAACACUGUUCCACUCAGUGCCUUCCACUGCUCCACUAAAGACACAGAGCUAAUGGGAUAUGACAUUCCCAAGGGAACAUUAAUCAUCCAGAAUAUGGAGUCAGUGCUGAGGGAGGAGGGUCAGUGGAAGUUCCCUCACGAGUUCAGUCCUGAGAACUUCCUGAACGAGCAGGGAGAGUUUGUCAAACCAGAGGCCUUCAUGCCUUUCUCUGCAGGUCCUCGGAUGUGUCUGGGAGAGGGUCUGGCUCGUAUGGAGCUGUUCCUCAUGACGGUGACCCUGCUGAGGAAGUUUAAAUUCAUCUGGCCAGAGGAUGCUGGAGAACCAGACUUCACUAUGGUUUUUGGGGCAACGUUGACUCCAAAACCUUACAUGAUGAAGGUCCAGCUGAGGUCUGAACAGUGAGGAGGUGCAGACGCUCUGCAGACACUGAUGAAUAACUGAUCAGUUAAAUAAUAAUUAUAAUCAUUGUCCAAUCCUUUGGACGCCAUUGUAUUUUUGGUGGAUCUAAGUGUUAACAAUUGUUUAGAAGCUUAAAGUUCAUUCUAAACUUUGUCUCAGACACAGUUUUUCUCAAAUAUAUUUCCACUCUGUAGAUCAUAUAAGAAAUGAUUAAUUUUGUCCUACAGGGUUUGCCGUAGAUGGGGAAUACAUGUAAUGUCACUCCCUGGUGUACUUGGUCUGUAUUAGCUGUUAGCUGUUGUUCCUAUCGCUAAAGAUUCAAGUGAGAAGUUUCCUGGUUGUUUGUCUUCCUUUUAUUACAAUGCUACCAUAAAGAAAGCAUUUACACACA
Austrofundulus limnaeus is the source of this 2461-nucleotide messenger RNA. Its product is annotated as cytochrome P450 2F2. Bases 607 to 2073 code for a protein of 488 amino acids. Gene Ontology annotation, cellular component: cytoplasm; intracellular membrane-bounded organelle. NCBI's taxonomy places the organism in Eukaryota, Metazoa, Chordata, Actinopteri, Cyprinodontiformes, Rivulidae. The transcript has 12 exons. Gene Ontology annotation, molecular function: oxidoreductase activity, acting on paired donors, with incorporation or reduction of molecular oxygen, reduced flavin or flavoprotein as one donor, and incorporation of one atom of oxygen; iron ion binding; heme binding. Gene Ontology annotation, biological process: xenobiotic metabolic process. The record is from RefSeq and is a predicted model, not a curated record.